AUGACAGGUGCCACAGCACCGAUCAACGCCAUCACCAUAUCCCAAUCACUGCCGAUUAGAACCCAAUUUCUGCCCGAUGGAAACUGUAAAAUUGCGCAUAAAACCAUACGCUUUCAUCCCAUUUCCUGUGGAAGAGCAGUGAAAGCGGCGGCGCCGUCACUGGAAGAUGAAAUUCCGCCAAAUGCACGGCUCCGGAAGGAAGAUUCCUUAUGGAGAGGUGGGUUCAGCCUGGGAGUAGACUUGGGUUCCGCCCGUACCGGCCUUGCCAUCAGCAAAGGCUUCGUCAUUCGUCCGUUAACUGUUCUUGAAUUGAAAGGCCAAAAGCUGGAGCUCCGCCUUCUCGAUAUUGCUCAAAGUAAGGAGGUUGAUGAGUUUAUUAUAGGCCUUCCAGUAUCAAUUGAUGGGAAGGAAACGCCGCAGUCUAAUAAAGUUCGUAGUGUUGCUGGUAGGCUUGCGAUUCGGGCUGCUGAGAGGGGUUGGCGAGUUUACUUGCAGAAUGAGCAUGGGACAUCUACUGAGGCCCUUCAUAAGAUGAUAGACGAGGGACUCAACAGUGCUGAUCGUCAUGGAAGGCUGGAUGCAUAUGCUGCCGCGAUGUUGCUUGAAAGAUACUUCACACAAUCAGGAGGAGGAGUUGAACUUGUCUUCCCCAAGCAAUUGGACCUCCAAGUCAAGCUCCGUCAGUUUUCAGCCAGGAAUGUUUAG
Oldenlandia corymbosa var. corymbosa is the source of this 705-nucleotide messenger RNA. The record is from the annotation of a GenBank genome assembly. NCBI's taxonomy places the organism in Eukaryota, Viridiplantae, Streptophyta, Magnoliopsida, Gentianales, Rubiaceae.